UCCAAUCAGGUGGCCGCUUUGAAAAACCGCUGGUCACGUGAUCCUGCAACAUGGCUUCCGUACAGUCCCGCUGAGAACCGCUACAAUAGGAACUCCUCUGCAUGACAGUAAAUAUUGAGGAGGAUUAUUCUGUUAGUUAUCCAGAACCCUGGAAAGAAGAUGAAGUUACGCGUGCAACUGCAGUGUAAAAACCUUCACGAAUACCUGAGAGAACUGAGCCCAGACGUUCUGGACCGACUGUACAACCAUCCCGCUACCUGCCUGGCUGUCUACAGUCAGGCUGAAAAACAGGGCUGCACCUCAGAUUCUGCUGUUCUCCCCUCCCCUCCCGCCCCCCUCCUCCUCAGGGAUCAUGAUGAGUGUGUGUCGGUGCUGAUGGGUCUGAGGAUGUGGCACAGUCAGCAGCUGCAGGGGGGGCUGCAGGGUCUGCUGCUGAACCCCGUCUUUAAGGAGAACCUGCGGGUGGCGCUGCUGGGCGGGUGGGUGCCCCACAGCCUUCUGGGAACAGGGACUAUAAAACCAGCAGUCUCGUUUUUGUCCAAGCCUCCCUCUCUCUCUCUCAGUGAAUCGGGCGAGCCCCCUUGUAUCACCUCGGCUGGGUUUCAGUUCCUCCUCCUGGACACGCCCUCCCAGCUCUGGUACUUCACCCUGCAGUACCUGAACACUGCACAGUCCCGAGGGAUGGAUUUGGUGGAGAUUCUGUCCUUCUUGUUCCAGCUGAGCUUCUCCACCCUGGGCAGAGACUACUCUGUGGAGGGUAUGAGUGAGUCUCUGCUCACCUUCCUGCAGCACCUGCGCGAGUUCGGCCUCGUCUUCCAGAGGAAGAGGAAGUCUCGGCGAUAUUACCCCACUCGCCUGGCAAUCACCCUGGCAGCGGGCAUCAAUGCAAGCCCCUCCCCCUCCUCCGCCACCCCUGGCACUGGCGACGCGGGCUUCAUUGUCAUGGAAACCAACUAUCGCCUGUAUGCCUACACAAACUCUGAGCUGCAGAUUGCCCUGGUAGCUCUGUUCAGUGAGAUGCUGUACCGCUUCCCUAAUGUGGUGGUCGCUCAGGUAACCAGAGAGUCUGUGCAGCAGGCCAUCGCUAACGGCAUCACCGCUCAGCAGAUCAUCCACUUCCUCCGAACCAGAGCUCACCCCAUCAUGCUAAAACAGACUCCAGUUCUCCCUCCCACCAUCACAGACCAAAUAAGACUGUGGGAGCUGGAGAGAGACAGGCUGCAGUUUACUGAGGGAGUGCUGUAUAACCAGUUCCUCUCACAAGCUGAUUUUGAGGUGCUACGAGACCGCGCCCAGGGACUGGGUGUGCUGGUGUGGCAGAACGCCCCCCACAGGGUGAUGGUGGUCACGCCACAUGGACACAGCGAGGUCAAGAGGUUCUGGAAACGACAGAAGAGCCACAAUUAGUCUCCAUGGCAACGGGGCGGACUUGGGGAGGGGGUGGGGGGGUAGGAGCGGGCGGGGGGAGAUGAGCUGAGAGAGUCAAAAUCCAAGUUGGGCCCCACCUUCCCGGAAAGAACCGGAACAGUCUGGAAGCAUGAAGCCACAACUCAACAAGCGGGACAGAAAUGGAACGGGGGGGAUUGUGGGUAAGAGUUCCGGUCCCAUGCCCCGGGGAGGCUGACAUGGUUUUGCUCCAGCUUGUUUCCCUCCGACUUAACUCCUCCAAUUUACUAACUUCCUGUACAUGUCGGCACUGCUCAGUUUCCCACAAUGCACCAUGGUGGAACUUUGGUGGAUAGAGAUCUUGCCACAGUCCUUCUACCCGUUUGCCCUCUCCAGCCGAACCGAGCAAGUCAAGUUAAUUGCGGGUGAAACUGAUGGCGAAGUCACGAGCCGAAGGUUGGUGUCCUGCCACCCUGACGAAGAGGAUGGUAAAAGGGCAUGCCACCCUGACGAAGAGGACGGUAAAAGGGCAUGCCACCCUGACGAAGAGGAUGGUAAAAGGGCAUGCGACCCUGACGAAGAGGACGGUAAAAGGGCAUUCCACCCUGACGAAGAGGACGGUAAAAGGGCAUUCCACCCUGACGAAGAGGACGAUAAAGGGCAUGCCACACCGGGCUGCCCGGGUCCUGGGUCUGACACAUGGGGCCGCGGGAACGCUUGUACAACCGGUUGCCCGGCACCAGUCUGUUGCUAGGGAACACAGGGCUGUUGUACGUGAGCUAAUAAAUAAAACUGAUCUUUGAGAAUAAAA
Molecule: messenger RNA, 2197 nt
Organism: Anguilla rostrata (American eel)
Lineage: Eukaryota; Metazoa; Chordata; Actinopteri; Anguilliformes; Anguillidae
Gene: gtf2h4
Product: general transcription factor IIH, polypeptide 4
Exons: 13
Coding region: 160-1407 (415 amino acids)
Biological process (GO): nucleotide-excision repair
Cellular component (GO): transcription factor TFIIH holo complex; transcription factor TFIIH core complex
Molecular function (GO): double-stranded DNA binding; ATPase activator activity
Source: RefSeq, a predicted model, not a curated record